Messenger RNA from Neoarius graeffei (lesser salmon catfish), 2273 nucleotides. RefSeq names its product transcription factor 12-like. Gene Ontology annotation, biological process: regulation of transcription by RNA polymerase II. Bases 128 to 1693 code for a protein of 521 amino acids. Lineage: Eukaryota; Metazoa; Chordata; Actinopteri; Siluriformes; Ariidae. Gene Ontology annotation, molecular function: protein dimerization activity; RNA polymerase II cis-regulatory region sequence-specific DNA binding; DNA-binding transcription factor activity, RNA polymerase II-specific. The transcript has 12 exons. The record is from RefSeq and is a predicted model, not a curated record. Gene Ontology annotation, cellular component: transcription regulator complex.
GGAGAGCACCACAGGGCUGAAUGUGCACCUGUAUGAAUGUGUGAGAGAGGACAGUGUUGGGACACUUACUGAUCUGAGGACAGUUGAUAGAACGAACUGACCUGAAAGUGCAGCAGCAGCAGCAGUCAUGUUUUGUGCAUUUCCUGGUCCUGGGUCAGCCAGCAACUCACUUAUGUAUCACUGUAGCAAUGGGAAAGAGGUGUGCUCUCCAUCUCCAAAUGCUGAGGAACUGAAAAGAGAUUCUACUUCAUACUCAUCAUUUAAGCUUCCCAGCACAAGCUUCACGAGCCCAUUUUUUGAUGGGACAAACAGCUCUACACACCCAUGGAGUUCAGCCAGUGGGAUCAGUCCAUCAGGUCAUGGAGGCAUGCUGGGAUUCUCAUCAUCUAGCCAAUCGCUGUCUGGGAACAAUGGCAAAGUGCCAGCACAUGACCGUCUGAACAUACUACCUAAUCCAGCACCUCAAGUCAGCAAGUGUCUUCCGCCAAUGUCCUCUUUUCACAGAGGACGUGACAGUGCGUCACUUUUUGUUUCUUCACCCCAUACCACACAUGGCAGUUUCACAGAUACGCCCAUGGGUGGUCAGGGGAACACUACUGGAGGCUCACAAACUGGAGAUGCUCUCGGGAAAGCCCUGGCUUCUAUUUAUUCUACUGAUCACACCAAUAGCAGUUUUCCAUCCAGUUCAUCCAUUCCAGGGAGAUCAUCACCUCUGGCUGCUUCUACUCUUUCAGCAGGAGCUAACCAAUGGCCUCGAUCAGGUGGACAGACAGUACCUUCAUCCAGUUAUGAAAAUUCAAUGCAGUCACUGGUGGAGGAUAGACUGGACAGGUUAGAAGAUGUCAUUCAUGUCCUACGAAACCAUGCAGUGAGUGGGACAAAUAUUAACCUGACCAAUGACAUGCGCAAUCUAAUCGGACUCACAUGGCAAGGACCGAUCACAAUGAGAUCAAACUGCCCCAUCACUGGACUAGUGACAAAUGGAUUACCAACAGAUGUGUCUGCAGCAGACCCAGGUGAGGCAGCUCAUUUGGGCACACACUCUUCUGAUUCUCCCUCCUCUUCUGAUCUGACUAAUCAGGAAGACAGCUUCAGAGCUCUGGCAGCAGGGCUGCUCUCCAGUGUGUCAUCAGGUACUCUGGAGGUGAAAACAGAGCCAUGUGAUGUGGAAGAUUUUAGACUGCACCAGACCCACCCCAGGAACUUGUCUCACCCUCCACAUUCCAGCUCUCUGUCUCACUCUUCCUCCAGUGGUCUGCAUUCUGAUGAGGAGAGUGACAUUAGAGAGCCUGAAACACCCAGCAAUGAUCCUGCUAACAGAACCAGCAUCCUUGAGGAUGACGAGCUGUCUCCAGAGCAGAAGGCUGAGAGGGAGAGGGAGAGAAGGUUGGCAAAUAAUGCUCGUGAGCGUCUGCGUGUGAGGGACAUCAACGAGGCAUUUAAAGAGCUAGGCUGCAUGUGCCAGCUGCAUCUGAAAAGCGAUAAGCCCCAGACCAAGCUACUCAUCCUGCACCAGGCCGUCGCAGUCAUCCUUAGCCUAGAGCAACAGGUCCGGGAGCGAAAUAUGAACCCUAAGACUGCAUGCUUGAGGAGGAGAGAGGAAGAGAAGGUAUCAGCCAUGACACUGGAUCCCCAGUCCAUGCGUACAGUCAUUCAUGCAACACAGCCUGAUCAAGUCACCGGCCAUCUUUGACAGCCUGUGUGUGUGUGUGUGUGUGUGUGUGUGUGUGUGUGUGUGUGUGUGUGUGUGUGUGUGUAGAAUGAGAGAGUCUGGUGUAUUUCCUUAAAUAAUAUUUUCUAAUAGCCAGGAAUACUAUGUAUGUUUUGCAACUUUUCGCUCUCCUCUAUAGCACUUUUAUAACCGUUAGCUUUAGCAUUGACCUUACACAAUCCUGCUCCCAAAAAAUAAAAGAAAAAACUCUGUUUCACUGUUUAUAUGUACACAGAUACCUGAGUAACCUGUUUUCUCAUUUGCAUUAAACUUCCUGAAGAGUCAUUUCCAUCGGUUAUGUUAGCAUUCUCCUGCAACGAUAUAUAUUAAAUUUUAUAUUGUUCCUGUCACAUUAUCCUACUUAAUGCCAUUAUCAUGGACCUCAAUACCGUAGCUGAGUUUCCUGUUGUUUCACUCUACUGUACGUCUUUGAUUAGGCUCCAGUUCUGAGGAAACAAUUUCAUCUUAAUCACAUGAUUAGUUUUUACUUUUACAUGCUUUGUGAUAAACAUAAUGGAGUAUGGAAGCAAACACUAAUAUUUUGUCAUACUUUUUUUUUUAC